Messenger RNA from Camellia sinensis, 645 nucleotides. NCBI's taxonomy places the organism in Eukaryota, Viridiplantae, Streptophyta, Magnoliopsida, Ericales, Theaceae. The record is from RefSeq and is a predicted model, not a curated record.
AUGCCUCCUAGGAAGUAUAUUUCUGGAUAUGAAAAAAGGAAAAAGAAGCAAAAAUUAAAAAAUUUUAUUAAAUCUCAAUCGGGAGCGCUUGAUAAAUUUUUUGGUAGCAAGAAACAAAUAGAAAGUUCAUGUUUGGUUGAUAAAAAUUUGGUAAUUGAAGAACUUAAUCAAUGUAAUGAGAAUGAUAAUGAAGAUUUGGGUGUUGAAGAGCCUAUUGAAUGUUUGAAUGAGAAUGAAAAUGAAGAUUUGGUGAAUGAGGAAACCAUUGAAAGUGAAGAUUUUAAUGUUGAAUAUGGACCUUUAAAUAUUAAUGACCCAAGUAAUUGGGACAAGAUUGAUCAGAAUUUCAGAGAUUUAUUAGUUGAAAGUGGUCCUAUAAGAAGUAAUAUUGUCAAUUUUCCUAGAGAUGACAAGGAUAGACAUUUCUCCUCUACAUAUUACAUUCAAAAUUUAUCAAAUGAAGAGAAGCAAGAUAAGAAAUGGCUAGUAUAUUCAGAUGCUUCAAACAAAGUAUUUUGCUUUUGUUGUAAGUUGUUUAAGGAAGAUGGGAACAAGACUCAGUUGGCUACUAAUGGAUUUAAAGAUUGGAAGAAUCUAGGUCACAGGCUUAGAAGUCAUGAAACUAGCAAUGAGCACAUGACGUGA